AUGCCUGGAUGGGUCAUGGCUAAGUAGUUUCUAGUUUGAACGUUAAGUUUUUUCUGCCCGCGUUCAAGUGCGUGCACCUUUUCCGCUAGAAUUUAAGCUAGCCCCUUCCAUCGUGUCAACGAUGGCUUGGAAGAAACCCCAGCAGGAAGUGGACAUGCACUUCCCCACGCGCGUCCCGGAAGCUGGGAAGCUGCGGUGUCCCCAGCCAGGCCCCUUCCCCUGCUGUGUCCUUCUCUGCAGAUCCCCCUGGCCCAGUCCGAGGCCUUCCUCACCGACCUUUUGGACAACGUGUGUGAGCGGAUGAACGACUACAAGCUUGAGGAGGACCCGGUGACCAAAGAGAAAAAUUUCAAGAGAUUUGCUCCCAGGAAAGGAGACGAAAUAUACAAAGAAUUUAAAAAAUUCUUUUUUUAUUCCGAUGCUUACAGACCUUUGAAAUUCGCGUGUGAGACCAUCAUUGAGGAGCACGAGGACGACAUCUUCGCCCUUCUCACCCAGGAGGCACACUCCCUGGCUGACAAGCUGUGCACUGAGAAGUCAGACCUGUGCUCCGCUUCGACUAAUCACACUGAGCUGUAGGAACGCCGCGCUCCGAGCUCUACUGGAGAAGUCCGGGCC
Molecule: messenger RNA, 618 nt
Organism: Tupaia belangeri chinensis (Chinese tree shrew)
Lineage: Eukaryota; Metazoa; Chordata; Mammalia; Scandentia; Tupaiidae
Gene: CNPY1
Product: canopy FGF signaling regulator 1
Exons: 3
Coding region: 301-579 (92 amino acids)
Cellular component (GO): endoplasmic reticulum
Source: RefSeq, a predicted model, not a curated record